AUGUCUACACCGCCGGCAAAGAGAGCACGAGUCGGCAUUUCCGCCAGCUUAAAGAAAAAAAUCUGUCAACGCAAAGUAGAUCUUCCACGUUCUUCUUUGCAAGAUUUAAGGCAGUUUGUUAUUGACGAGGAGAACAUCACCAUAGGAAAGUCCACCAUUGGUGACGUCAUUAAAGAAAAAGACAAGUGGCUAGCUACUCAAGCUGAUUCUGAAGGCCUAACCAAGUCCAGGAACCCAAAGCAUCAGCAACUAGAUGACGCCCUCUAUCUGUGGUUCACGGACAUGUCAGCACAUCACGCGGCAAUCAACGAUGAUAUGUUGCUUACAAAAGCCAGACAACUAGGUGAACAGCUUGGUGUGACAGAUUUCAGUUAUUCAAGAGGUUAUCUUCACAGAUUCAAGGGUCGCCGUGGUAUCAAGCGAAAACUCUACCAAGGUGAAGCCGAUAGUGCCGACAUGACAGCUGUGCAGACAGGACGAGAAGAUCUCCAGCAUGUGCUUCAAGACUACGACCCAGAGGACAUAUUCAACCUGGACGAAACUGGACUCUUCUACAGACUUGGACCAAACUACACUUUAGCAACAAAGACUGUGAGUGGUACCAAGAAAUCUAAAGACAGGAUUACAGUUGCCCUUGCUACCAAUGCUACAGGAUCCACAAAGAUCAGGGCAUUUGUGAUUACAAAAGUGAAUUGUCCACGGUGUUUCGGGAAGACCUACAACCCAGAGACUUAUGUGCGGUACAGACACAACACAAAGGCCUGGAUGACGUCAGAGCUGUUCCAAGAGUGGCUGAGAGACUUCGACCGACAGAUGCGAGUGGCAGGAAGAAAUGUUAUUCUACUUGUGGACAAUGCUGCCAGCCAUAGUCAAGGUGAUGUUGUGUUGAGGAAUGUGACUCUUCAUUUCCUGCCUCCGAACACCACUGCCCACAUUCAACCCAUGGACGCUGGAAUCAUCAAAGCAUUCAAGGCUCACUACAGGAAACAGUUGGUACAUCACUACAUCGAGCGUGUGGAGAAGAAAGAAGAACAAAGUGUGAAUCUUCGAGAGGCCCUGCACAUGGUGAAAAGAGCAUGGGACAGUGUUAAAGUUUCUACGAUUGUGAAUUGUUACAGACAUGUGCAGAUCCUUCCUUCCAAGGACGAUUCAGAAGAAGAUGAUGAUGUUCCACUCUCUCGCCUUCAGUACCGCACAGAUGAGGACGACGAUGAUGACAUCCCCUUGCUACAGCUUCAGAAGAAGAUGCGUGAACUGCCAGAGGCCUGCACAAUGACAGCUGAGGAGUAUGUUAGUGUGGAUGCUGAGGAAGAAACUGGACAACACCUAACUGAUGAUGACAUCAUGACACUUGUUUCACGAGAGGAAGUCCCUGAGAUUGCUGACAAGGAUGAUGAAGAAGAAGAAGUGCGCAAAGAUGUGACCUUUUCUCAAGCUUCAGGGGGAAUCAAGAUGGUCAUCAGUUUCUUUGAACAGACAUCAACAAGUGCCACAUCGAUUGACAUGGACAAAAGAAGAGCCUACCUUGAUCAUCUUUGGGAAAUGCUGGACGCCAUUACCUACUGCCAAGCCAGAGAAACAACACAGAAGAAAAUGACCGACUUCUUCAAGCAGUAA
Molecule: messenger RNA, 1617 nt
Organism: Saccostrea cuccullata (small rock oyster)
Lineage: Eukaryota; Metazoa; Mollusca; Bivalvia; Ostreida; Ostreidae
Product: tigger transposable element-derived protein 6-like
Exons: 2
Coding region: 1-1617 (538 amino acids)
Cellular component (GO): nucleus
Molecular function (GO): DNA binding
Source: RefSeq, a predicted model, not a curated record